UGUUCCGUGCGCUCCACCACGAGAGCAGUUCUAUUUACCGUUCCUAUUCAUACACAAGCUUUUGUCUUCUCAUUGAGGCACAAAAUAAAAAUAAAGAAAUUAAAAAAAAAAAAAUCAUCAUGAAAAAUUCUUAAUGACGAUUUAAAAACAAAAAAAAAAUUAAAUUUUAAUUCUAAUAAAAAUGAACAAAAAAAGGUGAUUACAGUGAAUAAUUAAUGGCACGUGGACACUUUUUCCAAGUGUUUGUGAUUUAAGGUGGCUUAAAAAAAUGUGCUAAGUGAGUGAAAGUGAAAUUUACUCAUCAUAAACGGAUAGAGAUGAGUAGAGAAGGUGGAAAAAAAUUUCUCCUCCAAGAGUGGAGCACGUGGUUUUAUUAUGGGAAUUAGCAACGUAUGACUUAAAAAUUCUCCUUAAAAAAAAUUUUUUUAAUUUAACAAAAAAAAAUAGUCCCUAAACGAGAUGGCAGUGGGAAAAAAACUUUUAUUCAUGUGCGAUUUAAACCCAACAAGGGUUCAAUCGAUUCGGCGAGGAUAGAAGAAUUAAACGUAAAAGAAAAUAAUCUUGGAGGCUCAAGAUUCUGGGAAAUGAAUCAAAAACGAUGGCUUAUCGAAACGAGAAGAAUGAAUUUACGACAACAUGAAAGAGGAAAUGGAUGUAUGCAUUUCAAGAUGAUGUAUACCAUCUUUCUUGUCAUCUUCCUUUACAGUUCAUCGGCACAAUGUUCUAGACUAUUUAGAACGGACUUUCUUCAGGAAGUGCCUACUCCAGAGACAGGUCCUUAUUUCGACACGACUGCCCCUGCGAACGUGACGGGUCUUGUAGGGAAACCAGUUCACCUAGUGUGCAGAGUAAAGAACCUCGGUAAUCGAACUGUAUCAUGGGUUAGGCAUCGCGAUAUUCAUUUAUUGACAGUUGGUCGUUACACGUACACAAGCGAUCAACGUUUUGAAGCGUUGCAUGCUCCACACACUGAAGAGUGGACCCUCAGGAUUCGAUAUCCUCAGCGUACGGAUUCUGGAAUCUAUGAAUGCCAAAUUUCCACAACUCCACCAAUAGGUCAUCCUGUUAAUCUUAAUAUUGUUGAACCAAUCACCGAUGUCGUUGGUGGACCGGACCUUUUUAUCAACAAGGGCAGCACAAUCAACCUCACGUGCCUCGUCAAGUACGCCCCGGAGCCACCCUCCGCUAUGGUUUGGAGCCACAACCAAGAGGCGAUUAACUUCGACUCUCCAAGAGGUGGCAUUAGCCUGGUUACCGAAAAGGGACCCGUGACUUCCAGCCGUUUACUCAUUCAGAAAGCCAUUCAAAAGGAUUCUGGUCUCUACACCUGUGCACCGAGUAAUGCCCACCCAAAUAGCGUUCGAGUUCACAUUCUUAACGAAGAACACCCAGCGGCAAUGCAUCACGGAAGUGGUGACAGAAUGGCAGCGACGUUACUUCCGGUUGUCCUACUUCUCAGGAUGAUAUUCUAGUAGCCAAAGGAAACGUUAGUCAAAACAAAGAUGAGAAACUAAGUGCAACCGUAAGAUCAACAAACAAUAUUGGCUUACCUAAAAGUGGAAUGUUGCGUCAACGUCAACACAAGGAGAAAAUGAUGCCUAUAACAAUAUAUGACUAUUUAAAUUAAAUAAAAUGUAAUAUAAAUCAUUUUUACUGGAAACUAUCCACAUUAUUUUCUCUUUGCGUUUGAUGUUGUGAAAAAUUUUGCAAUUAAUGAAAAUUGCAUAUUGUACCUGUGUAUUUGAUGAUUCCACUAUUCUAAGCCAAUUAUUAAAUUGUUUGGAACAAUUUUUAUACCCACGGAAGAAUCGAGUUUCAAAAUCAAUAUGAGAUAUGGUCAAAAAAAAAUAAUGUACAUUGAUAUUUUAUUAAUUCCAAAACAAAAAGAUGGAACUAACAGACUUUCAUUUGAAAUUCAUCAAAAAUAAGAAAACAAUUUUGGCCAAACCACGUCAACUAUACACAGCUUUCAAAAAAAAAGUAUCUUUAAAGAUCAAGAGUUGAUACUUGGCUAUAUUAUAUUUAUAGUAUACAGUAGGGGGAUUAUGCACAGCGAUAUAGUUAAAAAACUUUUAUACUCUAAAUAGCAAAAUGCGCUACUUAGUGACUUGCGCUAUUUUAUAAUCCUCUUACAGGUGAAAAUACAUUCAACCACCAAACAAUUUAAUCUAAUAUUGACGGGUUUGUUAUGAUGCAAAGAGGCUCGAAAUUUUCUCCAUAGCUCUAAAAUUUGCAUUAUAAAUUAACUUCUGUGAAACUAAACUGAUUAAACUUUUAUUAUUGGGAUUUUAGAAACGAUUUUUCCUCUUUUUUUGAGAAUAAAUAAAAAUUUAAUUUUCUGUAAUAAAAAAGGAUAUUUUUUUUUAAAAGACGGAUUUAAAACAUGUUUAUUGAAAUUUUGAAAAAUAAAAAUUGGUUACAUGAAGAUAUUUUGUGUCUGUGAUUAAAAAGCCGAAGUUUUUUUUUAAAAAUUGCCAAUCCAAUAUGGAGAAUUUCAAAUAAUUAUUGGAUUUAGCUAUAAAUAUUCGUAAUUAUUUACAAAAAAUUUUUGGUGGUUCAAUGAAAUUCUACUAAUUUAGUCCAAGGAUGCAGUGGGAAAAAAAAAUUAUUUUUUUUCCUAUACAACUUUAUAAUUCAAUAAACAAUGAAUUUUUCCUUCAAAUUGUUUUUGUAAAUUUUUAAUUUAACUAUUUUACAAAAAAACCUUGAUUUCAAUUUAAAAAUUAAUUCGUUUAAAAAAAAUGUAUAUUUCAGUUUUAUAAAUCACUUUUAACGUUUUUUUUUCCUUUUCAUUCUUUUUAUCUGGCUUUGGCAGAUUUUAAUAUUUAACAAUUGAGUUAACUUCGCAUUUCAUUAAAUCUUCAUUAUAUAUUUCACAUUUUAUCAUCCAUAUUGAAAGUCUAUCAUUUCCAUCCCUGUACGAAAUUCUUUCUUUUCAGAACUGCGCGGAGAUGUAUAAUAUAAAACGAUGAGAAUAAAAAAUGAAACUGUAUUAACUGAAAAAAAAUGUAUUGUACCUGCCCUUAUUAACAAAUAUGGAAAAAAAGUGAUAUUUAUUUCAAAUUUUUUUUUUUUAUUGAUUACAGAAAAAUAAACCGAAACAAUUAUUUCUUACUCAUUUUUUUCUGUAACUAAAAAAAAUAGCUCAUGAAUUUUUUGUAAGGGUGGGUCAAUUUAUAUAAAAUUGAAAUAAAAAAAUUUUACAAUUUAAGUGAAAAAUAUUAUUUUAUAAAUUCUGCAUGUAUAAAUAUUUAAUUUAUUCUUCGAGUGAAUUUUUUUUUAUUAUUUUCACGUCUAUUUUAUUAAUUUUAUUACAGUGAGUAAAAUUAUUAAUAUAUACAAAAUUUUCAAUUUCAUAUGAAUUGUCUCACCUACUAUUAUGAUUUAGCAGCAAAAAAAAAAAUUUUACUCAAAGUUGUAGUAAUGAAAUAACGAUAAAAUUUGCUAUAAAAUUAAAUGAACUUUUUUAUUUAGAUAAAAGAAGAAGUAUAAACAUAAAAAAGAAUAUUCGAAUUUAGUACAAUUUUUUAAAAUAUUAUUUUGUUAAGAGUUAAAAAUUAAAAAUUUUGCUACUUUAUUCAAUUAAAAUUAAUAAAAUUUAUUUAAUUUUUUGUUAAUAAUUAAGUAAUUAAUAUCGAUAUUCUAUUAUUAUAACAAAUGACAUAUAUAUAUAUUAAAUGAUGAGCAUUGUAAAUAAACACUUCUUUGUACAUAUCACUGGACAGAGUAAUUAGAGUUAAGCGUUAAAAAAUUGCAUUAUCGAUUGCCAAACAAUCAUUUCAUGCUUUUAUUAUAAUAAAACACAAAAUUUUUAAAAAACUAAACUUUUAAGAAUAUUUUUAAUUUAAUGUUAAGUCUUUUUAUUCUUUUUUUAUUAUAAAUAAAAAAAAUAAAAAUAAAUUAUCCAAGCGUUGAGCAAGUGUUAAAGUUUGCGGUAAAUUUUAUCGGUAGAUAUUUGUUAUUGUUUUGGUUUUUUCAACAUUUUUCGAAAAAGGCUUAUCUUCUCGGAUUAUACAAAUUUUUUCUAAGAAAGCCUAAGAAAUCUUUGGAAAUUACUUUAAAAUUUAAAUUAUUAGAAAAAAAAUUACAAUUUUUUUUCUAUUACAUAUAACACGAGAUGAGAGAGCCCUUUUCGAAAUUCAAAAUUGAAUUAUUCAUUGCAAUUUGUUUUACGAUUGUUAUUACUCAGUUCAGGUUGCGCUAAUAAAAUAUUUAUAAUCGAGCAUAUGCGGUGAUUUGUCAUUUUACAUUGUAUUAUAGACCGUCAAAAUAAACGUAACAAUUUCUCUCAAAUUUCGAUUUAUAAUUUAUUCCUAUAUGUUUGUAUAAUUUUCAG
Messenger RNA from Leptopilina boulardi, 4336 nucleotides. RefSeq names its product carcinoembryonic antigen-related cell adhesion molecule 1-like. The record is from RefSeq and is a predicted model, not a curated record. NCBI's taxonomy places the organism in Eukaryota, Metazoa, Arthropoda, Insecta, Hymenoptera, Figitidae. Gene Ontology annotation, biological process: synapse organization. Gene Ontology annotation, cellular component: neuron projection membrane. Bases 585 to 1472 code for a protein of 295 amino acids. The transcript is spliced from 7 exons.